AUAAAUAUAUAUAUAUAUAUAUAUACAUACAUAUACAUAUAUAUAUAUACAAAAAAAAACUUGUGCAAGCAUAAUGGUUACAGCGAAACGGCUGAAACGGUCGUCAUGCCGUGCAACCAACACGAUCACUACCAUUAGCACUGUUGUUGCCGCAGCAUCAGCAUCAGCAUCAGCAUCAGCGCCAUCGUCAUCGGCAUCGUCAUCAGCAGCAACGCUGUCUCCGUCACAAAAACUCCUGUUGGUUUUUUAUUGCCUGUGUAUUGCUUCUGCCGCAUGUUUGGAAGAAGACUGCGUUGAUUUUCAAGGUAAUUCAGUUAAUCACGGAAUGUUAUAUGUACCGGGACCAGGCGUAUGCAGUCUGUGUGUCUGUUACCAUUCAGAGCCGUUAUGGUGUAAGGCCAUCUAUUGUGAUCCACCUUAUUUCUGUAAGAACUUUAGAGUAGGGGAACGUUGCUGCGAAUUCGAAUGCCUGGAUCCACCCGGUGAAGAUAAUUUAUAUCAGGAACGUAUGAGAAAGCGAGCAGAAAUAUUAGCCGGUAAUAGUACAGCCGCGCAUACCAUUACACCUUUGGCCGUCUCGACAUUAUUAAUGACCUUCUUCGGCAACACUCUCUUCAAUUUAUAACU
Messenger RNA from Glossina fuscipes, 627 nucleotides. RefSeq lists its product as uncharacterized. The transcript is spliced from 4 exons. The record is from RefSeq and is a predicted model, not a curated record. NCBI's taxonomy places the organism in Eukaryota, Metazoa, Arthropoda, Insecta, Diptera, Glossinidae. The coding region runs from base 74 to 625 and encodes 183 amino acids. Gene Ontology annotation, cellular component: membrane.